AUGGGUCCCACGGCUGCCUCAUCACCUUUCUUCGUCGUAUCGCUCGCCGUCGAUGGGCCGUGGCUGGCGCUCGGUGGGCAUGGCCACGUCUCGCUUCACGACCUGCGCACCGGCAAGCGCUGCUGGCAGCAGCCCCACGCUGCGAGCGCCGCCGGCAGCGACGACAGCGCGCACCUCGUCAGCAUGGUGACGGUGUGCGCUGUCAGCGGGCACGUGGCGGCCCUCACGCCUGCCGAUGGCACGGUGAUCGUGCGCUCGCUCACUUCGGGCGACCUCCUGCACCGCGUCGACCACUUUGAGCUGCUGCGCGGCCUCUGGGGCGAGCUGACACACCUCCACGGCGGCGUGGAGGUCCACACGCCGGCUGGCCGCCUGGAGAGGAUGUGUACCUACUCGCCUGCGCGCCUCGGGCUGGAGUCCGGGCCGGAGGCGGGGCCGCUGCGCCUCGUGACCGUCGCGCAGCUCCCGGAGCCGGGGGAAGACAGAGAUGGUGAGCUGGUGCCGGCCCCGCUGGUCUCGUUGCUGUGGCUCCUUCCGACCGAGGCGGACGCCGCCGCGCCGCCGAAGCUGCUGCGGGCGCGGGAGGGUGCCAUGUCUGAGCAGGCGGGCGUGAUGGCCGAGGUCUACCUGACGCCCGGCCCGAGGGCCGACGGGCCGUACGAGCUGCUCCUUCUCGACGUGCUGACGCUGCGGCCGGUCGGCAAGGCUGUCUUGGCGCUUCGAUCCGAGCAGGCGCACGCGUUCGAUUACGACGACUGCAUGCGCAAGGCGCCGACAUUCGUCUCAAUACAGCGCAGGGGGGAGAGGAGGUGGGUCUUCGUCCUGGAAAGCCCGAAGCCGCGAUCGCAUGGAGCCGACGCAGGGGUGUAUCUCGAGGUCUGGUCGUUGCGCUCCCGCCAGUCUGCUGACGAAAUCCGCGAGUCGCACACGGCGGGUGGUGGCGGGCUGCUGCCCGCCGCCCAGAGCUUGUGCGAUCCGGAGGAGGCCCUCCGCACCGCGCCGCAGCUCGAGGCGAGCCUGCUUCAAGUGAUCGAUGUCGCAUCGCCGCUGUACAUCUGGGGCGAUGAGGACAGGUCGCCCGUGCUGCGCCUGGAAUGGCCGAGCUUCGACCGGCACCGCUCGGCGUGGCUCGUGUACCAGCACACGGUCCGCGUCAACGGCAUCGAGCGCCCGGGGCUGCUCCACCUCGACUCUGGCGAGCGGCAUCUGGGCGCGGAGGGCGCCUACGUGGGCGACUGCUUCGAGGCGAUGAAGACGGCACCGCGCGUGCCGGCCUGCACCGACCUGCGCUUGCUGUGGGCCGACGCGGCGAGUGAGCCCGCGCCCUGGCUGCUGCUUGAGCGGCCAGGCGAGUCGCGCUCUGGUGCUACGGAGGUCGUCAGGUUCGAGUGCUGGCAGCUGACGGCGGAGGGCGAGGAGGGAGAGGGGGAGGGGGAAAGUGGGGGCGAGGAGGGCGAGGAGGGCGAGGAGGAGGGCGAGGAGAGGGGCGAGGACGGGGCGACAUCCGGCCGCCUGCGUAAAGGUCCCGCGCUUCGCACCACGCACGCGAGUGCUGCGAUGCGACAGCUGAUGGGCAGCACCCCUGUUCCCCUCGAGCUUGUUCGCAUGGCACGCAGCGAGCCGCUGGUGACCGCCGCCAGCUGGCGUUGGCUUGUGCUACUCGACAUGCAUGGCGUGCACAUUCUGGACUUCGGAGUCGGCGGCUUCCGUGGACGCUGA
Emiliania huxleyi CCMP1516 is the source of this 1719-nucleotide messenger RNA. RefSeq lists its product as hypothetical. Bases 1 to 1719 code for a protein of 572 amino acids. The transcript is spliced from 2 exons. The record is from RefSeq and is a predicted model, not a curated record. Lineage: Eukaryota; Haptophyta; Isochrysidales; Noelaerhabdaceae. Gene Ontology annotation, molecular function: protein binding.